CCUUCCUUCAUCAUUCACCACUCAAGUGCAUCUCUUAAUUUAUACUUCUCAGAUACAUUAAGAACUACGACUACCUAUAUCUCAGAAAAGUUGAUCAUCAGUAAAUUGCGAGAUAAGCAAUAAUGAGAAGGAGUUCUGUGUAUGCUGCAGUGGUUCUUCUUUUACUCUACACUUCACUAAUCAUCUCCGCAAGGCACAUAAGCCACUCACACUCACGAGGACAUGGCGGACAAAGGGUGCAUUGGGGAGGAAAAGUCCCAACAAAACAUAGAAAAGGACCCGACACAAUGCAAGUAGCAGGGUCAAGGUUGCCGGAUUGUUCUCAUGCGUGUGGGUCAUGCUCGCCGUGCAGGUUGGUGAUGGUCAGCUUCGUUUGUGCAUCCAUUGCAGAGGCUGAGUCAUGUCCAAUGGCUUACAAGUGCAUGUGCCAUAACAAGUCCUACCCUGUCCCAUAGAAUAUGGAUCAUUAGAUUUGGCACCCCAACCAUUAGAAAUGUCACCCCACUUACGGAAACUCAGUUUCCGAAAUAUUUCGGAAAUAAGGUUUCCGAAGCACUUUUUUACUCAAAAGUGUGGUUUUUUACUCAAAAGUGUGGUGUUAGAUGUAUUUUGAACUAAAAAUCACGAAUUAAUUUCGGAAUCUAAGAUUCUGAAAUAAUUCGGAACUUGAAAAUCCGAAAAUUAGGGGUGUGAAAUCUAAUGGUUGGGGUGGCAAAUCUAGCUCUCAUAUAUAUAUGCUAGACCAAAUAGAGAUCUUCCCAUGUUUCAAUUUUCAAGCUAAGACUUCUAGCCCCGUGUAACAUAUAUGCGUCCUUUUUCCAGGUUUUCAGAGUCACUUUUUUCUCUGUCUUUUGUUGUUCAACAUUGUAAACAGGGGUUUCUAGCUAUGAGCAUGGUUUUUGACA
Lotus japonicus is the source of this 905-nucleotide messenger RNA. RefSeq names its product protein EPIDERMAL PATTERNING FACTOR 1. Gene Ontology annotation, biological process: guard cell differentiation; stomatal complex development. The transcript has 2 exons. The coding region runs from base 123 to 455 and encodes 110 amino acids. The record is from RefSeq and is a predicted model, not a curated record. NCBI's taxonomy places the organism in Eukaryota, Viridiplantae, Streptophyta, Magnoliopsida, Fabales, Fabaceae.